GCUUCGCCUCUUCCUGUCUGGUAGUGUGGACUAGGGUUUAAAUAUCAGAAGUCUGAAGGAGGCGUGAAAACCUCCUUCUAAAAAGCAUUGACUGUUGUAGGCCAACCGGCCGCAAAACUACGUAAAAUGAAUAAUAGCGCCAUCUCCCGGCCGGUUGGGCUACGACUGUUGGGAAGGGGGAGUUUGUCACUGAUUGUAGCCGUCCAUAAUCUUUGUGUGGCCGAACAGUUGUUUGAGCUAAUCACAGCCUGCUGAAGACCUGGAACUGACGACACUCUUAACGACGGUUUGGGCGCGCGUUUUGGGUGCUUCUGAGUUCUCUCAAAUUUCACAGAAUAUUUCGUGGGUUAUCGGCGGAACAGAGUGUGAGCUCCAGAAACCGAACAUGACUGAAAAUGGACUUGGGCACCGGGAGAGGGUGCUUAACAUGGACACAAUGAACCCGAAUGUAAAGCGGGUUGAGUAUGCUGUCCGUGGUCCAAUCGUACAACGCGCGGCGCAGAUUGAAAAGGAGCUCAAAGAGGGAGUUAAGAAGCCCUUCACAGAGGUCAUCAAGGCCAACAUUGGUGAUGCGCAUGCCAUGGGCCAGAAACCAAUCACAUUUCUCCGACAGGUUGUAGCGCUGUGCGCCUACCCGGAUCUCCUAGAAGACGACAAGUUUCCAGAGGACGCUAAAAACAGAGCACGGCGCAUCCUUCAGGCCUGUGGAGGGGGAAGUAUAGGUGCAUACAGUGCUAGUCCAGGCAUUGAGAUCAUACGACAGGAUGUGGCUAAAUACAUUGAGAAGCGGGAUGGUGGAAUCCCCAGUAACCCUGACAACAUCUACCUCUCCACCGGGGCCAGUGAUGCCAUAGUGACCAUGCUAAAGUUGUUGACGUCAGGUGAGGGGAAGAACCGUACAGGGGUGAUGAUCUCCAUCCCUCAGUACCCCCUCUACUCUGCUGCUCUGGCUGAGCUGGCGGCUGUCCAGGUCAGCUACUACCUGGACGAGGACAAGUGCUGGAGCCUGGACGUCUGUGAGCUGAGGAGGGCUGUCGAGGCAGCCAGGGAGCACUGUAACCCCAGAGUCCUCUGCAUUAUCAACCCUGGCAACCCCACAGGUCAGGUCCAGACUAGGCAGUGCAUUGAAGAUGUGAUCAGAUUUGCUGCUGAAGAGCACCUUUUCCUGAUGGCUGAUGAGGUGUACCAGGAUAAUGUGUACGCAGAGGGUUGCAAGUUCCACUCCUUUAAGAAGGUUCUGUUUGAGAUGGGACCAAAGUACUCCAGUGUUGUAGAGCUGGUCUCCUUCCACUCCACCUCCAAAUGCUUCAUGGGAGAGUGUGGUUUCAGAGGUGGCUACAUGGAGGUGGUUAAUAUGGACCCUGAGGUGAAGUUGCAGCUGACUAAGCUGGUGUCUGUGCGGCUGUGCCCCCCCAUCCCUGGGCAGGCCCUCCUGGACCUGGUGGUCAAUCCCCCUCAGCCUGACGAGCCUUCCUACGCCACCUUCAUCAAGGAGCGUACUGCCAACCUGGAUAUCCUGGCUGAGAAGGCCAAGAUGACAGAGCAGGUCCUCAACACGGUCCCAGGGAUCCACUGCAACCCUGUCCAGGGAGCCAUGUACACCUUCCCCCGCCUCUCACUGCCAGAGAAAGCCAUCAACGCGGCAAAGGAGAAAGGCCAGGCUCCAGAUAUGUUCUACUGUAUGAAGCUGCUGGAGGAGACUGGGAUCUGCCUGGUUCCAGGGAGUGGCUUCGGACAGAGAGAUGGAACCUACCAUUUCAGGAUGACCAUCUUACCUGCAACUGAAAAGCUGAAGGUUGUGUUGGAAAAGAUCAGGGAGUUUCAUAAGUGGUUCACAGAGGAGUUCUCAUAACCCCACUCGCCUUCACCUCUCCUCUUCCCACUCCAGUCCAUAACAAAACCCCACCCCUCUUCCCGGUCCAGUCCAUAACAAAACCCCACCCCUCUUCCCGGUCUGUAACAAAACCCCACCCCUCUUCCCGGUCCGGUCUGUAACAAAACCCCACCCCUCUUCCCGGUCUGGUCUGUAACAAAACCCCACCCCUCUUCCCGGUCCGGUCCGUAACAAAACCCCACCCCACUUCCUCAGAAACUGGAUGAGAAAUGGUGAAAAUAUCCAACUGAAAGAGUGCCAGUGUGUUACCAACACACCACCUGUUCGAAUCUCUCCCCUCUAGUGUCCUAGACUUGACAUUUAAAAGGGGAGUAAUGUGUUAAGAAACUGUUUUGCAUGGUACCUGGCAUGCUGUUCUGUUUGAGCUAAUUGUUGGUCAGGCAGCAUCUGCACAGUGUACAUAUGAUAAUGUUCGUUUUAGUAAUUUUCAGUUCAUGACUAUAACUGAUCGUCAGUUGAGGGUUUUACAGGACAUACAGCAACAUUAUGGUACUAAUAUCAGUAAAUAGUUGUCAGAGGUGUGCUUUUAUUGUAUACCAGAGGGAGUGCAAUGGAUGUUGCGUUGAAAAGGGUACUGUGAACUACUGUGUGUACGAUGAAUAGUCAAUGUAGUUACAGUAUUUUUAAUAACCAAUGUUGAUUAUCAUAAAUUGUAAAAAUAUAAAUAAAAUUGUAAUUUCUA
This is a messenger RNA of Coregonus clupeaformis (lake whitefish), 2576 nucleotides long. RefSeq names its product alanine aminotransferase 2-like. Gene Ontology annotation, biological process: biosynthetic process. Lineage: Eukaryota; Metazoa; Chordata; Actinopteri; Salmoniformes; Salmonidae. The transcript is spliced from 12 exons. The record is from RefSeq and is a predicted model, not a curated record. Bases 386 to 1852 code for a protein of 488 amino acids. Gene Ontology annotation, molecular function: pyridoxal phosphate binding; L-alanine:2-oxoglutarate transaminase activity.